Messenger RNA from Fusarium fujikuroi IMI 58289, 447 nucleotides. RefSeq lists its product as uncharacterized. Lineage: Eukaryota; Fungi; Ascomycota; Sordariomycetes; Hypocreales; Nectriaceae. The transcript is spliced from 3 exons. The coding region runs from base 1 to 447 and encodes 148 amino acids. Gene Ontology annotation, cellular component: endoplasmic reticulum. The record is from RefSeq and is a predicted model, not a curated record.
AUGCUAGGCAUCGAUUUCGUUCCAUUCUAUCCCCAGUCUCUGUCACAACCUCGUGGCUCGCCAUUCCACUUUCUCGUCGCAUUUCGUCAGUGGUACAUCACAACCUUUUCAGAUCCUUAUUACGGCAUUGACAUUCCGGGGCAUUUUUUCGAAUUCCUAGUCUAUGUUGAGCUUGUUGUGCAGUUCCCUCUAGCAAUCUAUCUCACUCGCGCACUGUUAUCGAAACAGAAGAUGUCUGCUCCUGCUGAGCUUGCAGGCGUCAUCUACGGUGCAGUGGUUGGCCUUUGCACGGCUGUGGUUUGCAAUGAUAUGUGGUAUCUGGGCUCAGAGUUUAUCAAUCGUGAGGCCAAGCAAACUCUACUUGGGAUAUAUCUCCCAUAUGCUGUGAUCCCUAGCGACCUUGAUGUUAUUGGAUAUGCAAAAGCGGUUGCUCGCCCGCCUUCAUAG